UGCGUCAAGGACCGCGCGGCGCUGCGCCGCCGCAGUCGGGCCUCGGUCGCCCUGGUAACGCUCGUGGGGCCGGUUCCUCAGCAUGAACGUCCGGGUCGCGCGGGUUGCGUGGGCCUGGGGCCGGGGCGUGAGCUGCCGCCGCGGCGCCUCGAGCCUCCCGGUGCCUCCCCCGGGCGCGGUGGACGUGGAGAAGCUGCUGCGAGAUGCGACAGCGGCGGAGGAAGGGCCCCGGGAGGCCUCGGUGCGGCGGUUGCCGGGCCAGUGCUCGGUGCUGCUCUUCCCCGGCCAGGGCAGCCAGAUGGUGGGCAUGGGCCGCGGUCUGCUCCGCUACCCGCGCGUCCGCGAGCUCUACGCCGCCGCCCGCCGCGUGCUGGGCUACGACUUGCUGGAGCUGAGCCUGCAUGGGCCUCAGGAGGCCCUGGACCGCACCGUGCACUGCCAGCCCGCCGUCUUCGUGGCUUCGCUGGCCGCCGUCGAGAAAUUGCAUCACCUGCAGCCCGCGGUUAUUGAAAACUGUGUUGCUGCUGCUGGAUUCAGUGUGGGAGAAUUUGCAGCCCUAGUGUUUGCUGGAGCCAUGGAAUUUUGUGAAGGUUUGUAUGCAGUGAAAAUCCGAGCUGAGGCCAUGCAGGAAGCCUCGGAAGCUGUCCCCAGUGGGAUGUUGUCCGUCCUCGGCCAGCCUCAGUCCAAGUUCACCUUUGCCUGUCUGGAAGCCCAGGAGCACUGCAAGACUUUGGGCAUAGAGAACCCCGUGUGCGAGGUGUCCAACUACCUCUUUCCUGACUGCAGGGUGAUCUCAGGACACCUGGAGGCUCUGCAGUUUCUCCAGAAGAAUUCCUCCAAGUAUCACUUCAGACGCACCAAGAUGUUGCCGGUUAGCGGUGGGUUCCAUACCAGCCUCAUGGAGCCAGCUUUGGAGCCCCUGGCACAAGUUUUAAAGGCAAUUGAUGUCAAGAAGCCUCUGGUGUCCGUCCACUCAAACGUUAAUGGGAACAGAUACAUGCAUCCCAAACACAUCCAGAAAUUGCUGGUCCAGCAGGUGGUCUCCCCGGUGAAGUGGGAGCAGACGAUGCAUGCCAUCUAUGAGAGGAAGAAAGGCACCAAGUUCCCCAAAACUUUUGAAGUAGGACCUGGGAAGCAGCUGGGAAGCAUCCUGAAGAGCUGUAACCUGCAGGCCUGGAGGUCCUACAGUCACGUGGAGGUGCAGGAGGCUGACGAGGACCUGGACUAGAACCUGUAGCGGCCUCCAGAGGACCUUGGCGUGGAGGGAGCGUGGCUGAGGAGGCCGAAGGGGCUCCAAUGGGCCGAGCCCAGCCAGGCCACCGCCUCCAGGUGAUUGGGAGGGAUUGUUUGCAGAGUGCUUUGAAUGCCACAUAAAGAGCACUGAAAAUGAG
Molecule: messenger RNA, 1391 nt
Organism: Kogia breviceps (pygmy sperm whale)
Lineage: Eukaryota; Metazoa; Chordata; Mammalia; Artiodactyla; Physeteridae
Gene: MCAT
Product: malonyl-CoA-acyl carrier protein transacylase
Molecular function (GO): transferase activity
Source: RefSeq, a predicted model, not a curated record